AUGUCGAAAUUUCUGAAGCCGAAACAACCAUACAACUUCGAUGCUCUGUAUGCGUCGUGGACCGACGCUCCCAAGUGGCAUGGCAUUCCCGACCGAGACGGACCGGUCACUAAUUGGAUUGCCAAGAUGGAGGUAGAGCUGAAGGCUCGCAAAGUACCUAAGGAACAUUGGCACGAUGUUGCACGCCAUUACAUGGGCGAUAGGGCAACCAAGGCUUGGCUCUUCGUCGGCGCGGCCACCACGAAUAUGUUCGGAGCCAAGUUCAAAUGGGACUGGAAACGCUAUAAGAAAGUUAUGCUUCUCGUGCCUUGGGAGACUCUGAUCAAUGACCCGUGGUAUAAGCGGGUCACUUGGCAGAUCAAGCAGCAGCUGCAGGCAAUUGCACCAGCGCCAGCUCCGCCCCCAUCCCCACCGCUGACCAAGCAGUCGCUCCUGAAGAGGUCGCUCACAGCACGGGACGCACAGAAGAAAAAUUCCGAGCGGCCCGACCCCCGGCGUUCUGCCAGUCUGUUCACUUUCGGAAGCGGCUCCAGCGUAGGCACUCCUAAGGCGGCGACCGUCAAGAACAUGGAGCUACCCAAAGAGACGGCUAAGCCCACGUUUGUUAUGAUGGCCUCUAAAGACGACUGCGAAGGCUUGCACGUCCCGCCGGAAUGGCUUGUCAUACUCCUAGAGACGUUGAAGGUGCUCAGCGCUGAAUACCCAGUUCUCAUGAGUGCGGGGUCCGCUAUUC
Messenger RNA from Phanerochaete carnosa HHB-10118-sp, 733 nucleotides. RefSeq lists its product as uncharacterized. The annotation marks the transcript as partial. The record is from RefSeq and is a predicted model, not a curated record. The transcript is spliced from 3 exons. NCBI's taxonomy places the organism in Eukaryota, Fungi, Basidiomycota, Agaricomycetes, Polyporales, Phanerochaetaceae.